AUGCUUCCUGCACCAAAGACAGUGGCCUCUACGUCAAACUCACCACCGAAGAAAUCGUCGCUCGCCCUCCCGCCACCAUCCGCCACAUCGUCCUCCAAACCCAAGAAAGGGCCCAAGAAGAUCACAAUAGACCUUCCUGCCUUACCACAGGACGGCUCAGACGAUGAAGACGACCCGAGGCCAGCUGCCAAGAAACCUCGUCUCGAUUCCGGGUCGGGUUCAGGCAAAUCCUCGCUAUUCUCCAUGCUGCCUGCUCCGAAACUGAAGGCGCCCGUCAAGGCCACUGCUGCUCCCGAACGGGUGCUCGGUGGUGGAGGCCGUCCGGGACUUGUCUUCAAUGCCUCGAGGAGCUUGUCAGCUCCUCAGCCUGUAGCGGCACCGUUGGUCCCAGAGGAUGCAACGCAGGACGAGGAAGAGGAGACUGAAGGUGCCGUUGCAGCACAACCUGAAGCUGCAUCGUCAUCAACUUCUGCCUCCUCGACAUUGUUCCUGCCUCCCUCUUUGAAGAAAGGCAGAACCAACAUAUCAUUGGGAGAGGACGCUGGACGCACUCCAAGGCCUUCCGCGCAGUCCUCAUCUUCCGUACCAUCUAUAUCCGCCGCACCGCCUGUAGAUUUCUUCUCAUUAGGAAGCACAACUUCCACAGCCUCAUCUUCCACAACCCCGUCCACCUCAUCCUCCAUCAAAUUCACCCUCCCAUCCGUCUCCUCCGCGCCCGACAUCGACGAAUUCGUCCCACCAGAACCCACACCCACCGACCCUUACCCAGGCUACUAUCAACUCCCCUCCGGGACCUGGGCAGCCCACGAUCCCGCAUACUACCAGAAGUUCUACGACAAAUGGAAGAGGGACUACGAUGCGCAGGUCCGUGCGAUGGAGAAGAACCCUGCGAAGGGCUUCGAGGGUGCGGAUGGGGAUGAUACUACGGAGGUGAAUGCGGCGAAGGAAAUGGAGAGGGCUAGGAUCGAGAUCAAGGAGCGGGAGGAUGCGAAGAAUAUGACACAGGGGACGAGCGAGGGACAGCAGGCUGCGCCGAAGAUGAACGUCAAGGGAGCGAAGUUGAGUGGAAGGGCGCGCUCCCGGCAUCAGCUUACGACCCUGCUUACGGAGGCCUACGAGAACCGGGAGAUGCUGGAGCAGAAGAUUGCGGAGGGAAGGAGGAACAGGAAGGAGGCUGGAAACAAAUAUGGUGCGUUUCUGAGUCUUUCGGAUCUCAUCACACUUUUGUACACGUCUCCGUUCGUUGUAGCUUGCGCUACGGCCAUCUUCCGUGUCUGA
Molecule: messenger RNA, 1278 nt
Organism: Stereum hirsutum FP-91666 SS1
Lineage: Eukaryota; Fungi; Basidiomycota; Agaricomycetes; Russulales; Stereaceae
Exons: 5
Coding region: 1-1278 (425 amino acids)
Cellular component (GO): nucleus
Source: RefSeq, a predicted model, not a curated record